UUUUUAUCAAAUAUGGCGGGCAACGAAGUUCCGUUUUCAGAUUCACUCAAAACACAGGCGAAUAUGCAGCAAACUCUACCCUUUCAGAAUGUCCCAAAGGCAGAUGUUUCCGACAAACAAACACUCUUAGCAGUAUUGCAGUUUUUGAAGAAAAAUAAUUUGAAGGGAACAGAAGAAUUAUUGAAAAGAGAGGCUUCCAUAAAAGAUGAUGACGUCCGCCCGCAAACCUCUUCUCAAUCAGAAACUGAUGUUUCGCACGCAUUGGCAGCCUACAAAAGUGCUGAUGACCCAAGUCUGUUUACGGACUAUUAUACAGAUCUAAAAACAUUCAUAGAGUCCUGUUUGGAUGCUCACAAGGUUGAGCUGUCUGUUAUUCUUUAUCCAGUGUUCAUCCACAUGUAUCUUGAAAUGGUCUACAAUGAACAUGAAUCCUAUGCUAUUUUAUUCUUCCGGCGGUUCUCCAAAGAACAAGAAGAUUUUUAUCAGGAAGACUUACAAAAGUUAGCAACUGUCACUAAAAAAGAACACAUGAAAGGGAACGAACUUAUGGAGAGUUUUAAAGCCAGUAAGUUUGUGAUCAAGAUGUCCCGAGAUUCGUACAACCACCUGAAGCGCUAUCUCCAGGAGAACAAAAUGAAGCCCUUGUUAAACAUCAUUCAGGAACACUUGUUUAUUGACGUAUUUGAUGGAGUUCCGAGAACCAAACAACAGAUUGAUGCCACCAGUGGGGCAUUGUUGGGAGAGAGCGAAAGAGACGCAAACAAAGUGAAAGUAUUUUACGGCCUUCUAAAAGAACCAGACAUCAACAUGCCAUUGGAGGAAGAAGAUGAACCCCCAGAGGGGGAGGACAAGCCAAAGAAAAAGAAACCAAAGAAGGAUCCUCUGAUGAUGAAGAAGUCUAAAAACGAUCCCCACGCUCCGGCAUUCAACAGAAUCCCACUACCUGAAAUGAAAGAUCAGGAUAAGAUGGAGAAAAUAACAGCUUACAGAGAAGCCUUGAAAAGAGUAAAAGUUGGCAGAGACAAUCCCCCCACAAUAUGUUUCUACACUGUCCUCAAUUCAUAUCAAGGAGUGACAUCUAUUGACAUGUCGGAGGACUCCAGCCUGCUUUGUGCUGGGUUUGGAGAUUCCACCAUUCGAGUCUUCACCACCUCCAGCCAUAAACUCAGAAGUAUGAAGACCGCUGCAGAACUAGAUAAUAUAGACAGGGACGCAGAUGAUGUUUUGGAGAGGAUGAUGGAUGACAGGUCGGCGACGGACAGUAAACUCCUGACAGGUCAUAGUGGCCCGGUCUAUGCCGCCCGCUUCAGUCGUGACAGGAAGUACCUAGUGUCUUGCUCCGAGGACGGCACAGUGAGACUGUGGAGUUUGCUGACUUGGACAAACCUUGUUUGCUAUAAAGGACACAACCACCCUGUGUGGGACGUAGAGUUCAGUCCGUAUGGCCAUUACUUUGUGUCGGUCGGACAUGACAGGACAGCUCGGCUGUGGGCCACCGACCACCACGUUCCAAUCAGAAUAUUCUCAGGACAUCUCUCCGACAUGGACUGUGUGAAGUUUCAUCCCAAUUCCAACUACAUUGCUACAGGAUCCAAUGACCGCUUCAUCCGCCUGUGGGACAUCCUCAAUGGUAACUGUGUGCGGCUCUUCUCCGGGCACAAGGGAUCCGUGCAAGCUCUGUGUUUCUCACCGGACGGAAGGUUUCUGGCAUCCUCUGGGGUGGACAGUGUUGUACUACUCUGGGAUAUUGCGACUGGGGGAUUGAUGGCUCAGAUGAAAGGUCACACAGACACAGUGUACAGUCUGUGCUUCAGUCGAGAUGGGGGAGUGCUGGCAUCGGGUGGUCUGGACAACAGCGUCAAACUGUGGGAUGUGAUUAAGGUGCUACAGGAAGUGGAUACGGACGCAGACACCAGCAUACCUAGCUCUGUCCACGUGAAUGACAGCACGGGUCUCCUGAUUGGUUCCUGGGCUACCAAGGCCACGCCCGUUCUCUGUAUUCACUUCACCCGCAAGAAUCUGAUGAUAGCAAGUGGGCCUGCUGCUCUCACAGAGGAAAAAUCUCCCCACAAAACAUGAGGAACCCCAUGUUAUAACAUGGGUCAAAGGACUUGAAGAAUUGUGACAAUGAUUGUAUGAUAGUAGAGAGAAGAGAGGAGAUUUUCUUAACCUGAUUAAGCUUCAGCAGCUGUAAGAAAUGAGACACCAUCCAAUAUGCUUGUAAAUGCUGGUGGUGUUUAUCUUGUGAAUGAAGGGAACACUUUGAGAGACCAGUGGAGAAGGAUACCCCUGUAGCUGUGCCAAUUGUGAAUGAAGGGAACACUUUGAGAGACCAGUGGAGAAGGAUACCCCUGUAGCUGUGCCAAUGAUGACACGAGAUGAACUGUGAGGCAUGUGAGUGACACGACGGGUAUAGUGCUACAGAGCAGUACAGUGAUCAAUACCAUGGUAACAUGACAACAUGCUGUUCCCCAUUGACCGUGCUGCAACAGCUCCUGUAAAUCCUGUAAACUAGCAAUAUUAUACCACCUAGUCUUACAGAGGUGGGUUUUUUUCUCUAGAAAAAUGAAAUUGUGGAACUUUAUUACAUGUUAGAUGUGAAAUUGAUAAUAAAAUUGCAGAAAAC
Molecule: messenger RNA, 2626 nt
Organism: Magallana angulata
Lineage: Eukaryota; Metazoa; Mollusca; Bivalvia; Ostreida; Ostreidae
Product: transcription initiation factor TFIID subunit 5-like
Exons: 19
Coding region: 13-2079 (688 amino acids)
Biological process (GO): transcription initiation at RNA polymerase II promoter
Cellular component (GO): transcription factor TFIID complex
Molecular function (GO): protein binding; RNA polymerase II general transcription initiation factor activity
Source: RefSeq, a predicted model, not a curated record